AUGGCGGCGGCAAUAGCAGAUAAGGGCGCAACUUUGUCGAAGUGCCUCCAUGGAUACUCCACCAGCGAAAAGAAGAUCAACCCAUUCGGACCAUAUCAAAUUUUCGCUGUUAUUGUUAUACUCUACGCCUCAAUAGAAUGGGCUGGAAAUAGCACCUUCAUGAACGUACUUGGCUCCCUGGAACCUGACUGGAACUGUACUCUGAGAAAUGGAUCAUUUUAUACUGUGAAUGCUCCAACGAAUAAUGAUAGUUGCGCCUUUAUGAAGAAGAAUUGCAAGUCUUACACCGCUGAGAAAGCUUCGGUGGAGUUUGUAUCGCUAGUGGCCGACUUCAAACUUGUCUGUGAUGAUGCCGAUAAAGUGAAGUGGAUAGAAAUAAUUCAAGCUGGUGGUUCUCUCGUCGGUUCCAUCAUAGGCGGUCACAUGGGCGACCACCUGGGCAGGAAGACGAUAUUCUUUACAGGACAACUACUGAUCAUCAUAACUUCGAUAAUGUCGAUAGCCUCGCGAGGAUGGAUUGCCUACGCGAGCAUUCAGGGAGUGAACUGCUUCCUAUACGGAGUGAUCGAGGUUACAUCGCUGACCAUGAUGAUGGAGUACACAAAUAAUAAAUACCGGGUGAUUAUGGCAAAUGCUUUCCAGUGGCCUUUCGCUUACAUGACUAUUGCACUGAUUGCUUUCUUGACAAAGGGUUGGCAAAACUUUUUCGUUUUCCUAAAUUUGGUCUCGUCGCCGCUCACGAUCGGAUUCAUGCUAUUCUUGGAAUCUCCACGAUGGCUGAUUGCUACUGGGAAACUGGACAAAGCUUGUGACGUACUGAAUGAUAUUGCACAUCAACGAUGGAACAAUACCAAAGCACAUUUUACCACUCAGGACAUUUCCUCAAUCCACAAAAAUGAGAAGAAACGAUUCUAUACUUUUUAUCAUUUGUUCAGUACACCGCGACUUGCGAAACAGUCUUUGAUGCAAAUUCUGUCAAUGUUCACCUAUGCUAUGGUAUCUAACACAUAUUUGUAUACAGUUGGAGGAUUGCAUGACUCAGUCAUCAUGUUCAUAUUUCUGGAUGGAAUCUUCCGUUUAUUCACACCAUUCAUAAUCAUAUUUCUUGACAUUUACUUGCCCGGUUUUGGACGAAAAAUUCAGUUUAUUGGUGCUUUAGUGAUCGAAGGCAUUCUCUUCGGUGUGGUUAUUCUGCUCAUUGCUUUGGGGUAUGAGUAUGACAAUAUAUGGGUUUCCAUAUUGGUUAUUAUCACAACUAUGAUCAAUGACUGCGUCUUUUGGAUCAACAUCGUGCAAAUCACAACGCAACGCUACCCGACAGUUAUUCGUUCCAUAGCUUUCGGUUCCCUUCACUCCAUUAAGCACAUCGGAUCAAUUGUUGGUUUUUUGAUUCUGACACCCCUGCUGACAUCGUCGUGGACUUUGGGCGCCUUUAUCAUCCCAGAGAUUCUGAUUGUCAUAACGCUCAUUACUGGAAUUUUCCUUCAGCCUGAAACUAAAGGAAAAGCGUUGAUGGACCAGAUGGUGGAGGCGAAUUUUGGAAGACUUGAGAAUGAGUUGCCUCGAGCGCUGAUCAGACUAGCAGCCGGACACAAAGUGGCACAGAUGGAAGUCAGAGAGAAAUAUCGCAAAGAACUGGAAGCAGUACAAGCGGCCAAGCUAGCUGGUGAAAGUGUCGAUAGCCCAUGGGUAUUCAGGGGAACCGCACUUUCGGAACCAAAUCCUGUGCCCCCGGAAAGGAAUGGUAGAGACGCUUACGAGUACCAGGGAUCUACGAAACAAUCGGAGAAGCUUCAACUGAAACCACACUACCAGAAUGAUGGCUAUGAAGAGGAUGACGAGGAUGAGCUCGAAUCCGACCUUGGAAUUCCUUCGAGCAAAAAUGAGUGGAGAUUAUGA
Molecule: messenger RNA, 1899 nt
Organism: Cylicocyclus nassatus
Lineage: Eukaryota; Metazoa; Nematoda; Chromadorea; Rhabditida; Strongylidae
Source: the annotation of a GenBank genome assembly